Molecule: messenger RNA, 4764 nt
Organism: Vanrija pseudolonga
Lineage: Eukaryota; Fungi; Basidiomycota; Tremellomycetes; Trichosporonales; Trichosporonaceae
Gene: dhkK
Product: Hybrid signal transduction histidine kinase K
Exons: 5
Coding region: 61-4764 (1567 amino acids)
Biological process (GO): phosphorelay signal transduction system
Molecular function (GO): phosphorelay sensor kinase activity
Source: RefSeq, a predicted model, not a curated record
CGUCUCGCCUCCUUCUUUGCCUCCUUAUCUAGCGAGCCUUCUGAAUGACCUCCAUCACCCAUGAGCAGGGCGACUGACGGCGAAGACCGGGCGUACGGUCACGGCAGCGACGACAACGACAAUGGCCUCUACGUCCUCGACCACGUCCCGCUGCACUUUCUUCAGGCGUACCCGUUCCCGGCAUUUGUGGUAGACGAGGGGCUCAACGACAGCGGCAAGGACCUCGGCAUCGAGGUGCUAUGGAGCAACGAGCGGUGGCUCGACGUGAGCGACUCGGCCCCGCUCGACGAGUGCACCAGCCCCGCCGAGUAUGCCGCGCUGGCCGCUUGGAUGCGUACCGGCGAGGGCGUGUACCCGCUGCCUAUGCGCCAAGGCGCCGCGUCAUUUGUGCUCCACCUCGUCAAGACGACUACGGCCGUGGCGACAAUCAUCACCUGCCAGCCUGGAUGGGACCACCAUCCGUACUCGCCCUCGCCCGUCGGCAUGAGCCGUUCCAACACGCCCGUGUCCGAGGUCGUGUCGACGCAGAGCUCGGCAGACCACACUACCAGCUCGACCAACUCGCUGCCUGUACCAUCGCUGAGCCACUCGAGCGAGUGGGAAGUCAGCGGCGACUCGGCGUCGAGCUCGUCGCUGUCCCUCCCCUCGCCCGUGCUCAUGCGGCUGCCGGACGGUACCCUCGCACCCAGACCACACCCCCGCUUUCCCUCCCCGCCUCGCCUCGCCUCGUCGUCGGUAUCGCGCACAAGCAGCUCUCUGCCGUCGAGCGCAUCCCCGUCGCCAUUCCAUGAUCCCUCCACACCGGCCAACGGCCACACCACCCCCGCGCCCCCGCCAACAACAAAUCUCCCAAAGGGCAACAUCCCCUCGUCGGCCUUCAUUCGCGGCCCGCUUGAGCGCGCCAUGCCAAAACACCACAGCGUGAGCACAAACUUUACUUCGCAUGACGUGCCUGUCGAGGGCGACCUGGCCGUGUGGAUGAAAAAGGACAGUGAGAAGAUGCUCGAGAUGCUCCAGUCGACGCCGUGGGAUGAGACGGGGCUGGGACCGUAUGACAGCUGGCCGCAGGGCAUCAAGACGGCGCUGAGGAUCAUGAUGUCGAGCCCGACCCUCGACUCGAUAUGGUGGGGUCCCAUCGACGACAUUCACAUCCUCUACAACUCGGCUUACCGCGUGACGGUCAACCACCCCGUCGACUUUGGCAAGCCAGCAAAGCAAGUCUGGGCGACGCUGUGGAAGUUCCUCGAGCCACUCGUCCAGCAGUGCAUUCGCAAGGGCCAGCCGACGUACCACAAGAACGACCUCAUCUUCUACCGCCUCAACGACCGCGGCCGCUACAUCGAGCAGUACCACACGUGGACCAUGGUCCCGAUUGUCGACCACGACACAAUAGUCGGCGCGUACUCGAUGUGUCUGGACACGACGCACGAGGUACUCGCCGAGCGCCGCUCGGGGACGACACGCACACUGGCUGACGAGCUGGCGUUCGCGCGUUCCAAACAUGCAUACUACGACGCGGUGGCGGACGCGCUCGACCCCAACCCUGUCGACGUGCCCUUUGCCAUCUGCUACCAGGUCGACGAACAGGGCCAUACUGACAGCGCUCACCUGGUCGGUCUCACGCUCAAGACGACCGUCGGCAUCCCACAUGCCCACCGCUGCGCGCCAGAGCAGAUGACGGUCGAGAUGCCGCGCUGGCGCCGCCGCCCUUCGGCCGACAGGCUCAACCAGCCCGCCGAGCCGCGCUCCGGCCAGUCGUCGCCCACCGUCGAGCCACCCCGCCACACGAUGGUUGAGCAGAUUGCAGUCAGCUACGACCGACGGGAGUGGCCCAUCGCGCGGGCACUCUCCACCCGCCAGUGCAUCAUUGUCGACAACUGCGCCGACCUCAUCAGGGGGCUUCCCGUCCGCCAGUGGGACGAGCUGCCCGACCAGGCCAUCGUCAUCCCCAUCAUUGGCGACUCGUCAAACGCAGUGCCGCCCACAAUACUGAUCAUGGGAAUCAACCGCCACAGCCCGCUGGACAACUCGUACCUCGCCUGGGUGCACACCAUGCGCGGGCACCUCGCCAGCGCGCUCACGUCGAUCAACACGUUUGAGAGCGCUGUUCUCCAGCGCCUCGAGAGCGAGCAGAUGGAGCGCGAGCGCGCAAAGUCGACAUGGAUCCGCGGAGCAGCUGCCGAGCUGCUGGAGCCACUCACCAUCAUCACGCCGCCGCUCGAACGCGUCCUCAACAGCCCGCACGUGUCAAAGCGUCACCUCAAGUCGCUCCAGAUUGUGCAGGGCAACAUCCAGCGGCUGGAGAACAUUGUUGCCAUGCUGCUCGACUACAACCACAUUGAGACUGGCCGCAUGACUGGCACGUUUAUCCGCGACGACCUCGGCAAGUUUGUCACGGACAUUGUCGACCUCUUUGUGCCGGUGGUCGACAGCCUCGGUGUCAAGAUCACGGUGCGGACAGACCACCCAAUCUCGCCUGUGGUAUAUGACCCCGUUCUGCUCGAGGUUGUCAUCGCCAACCUCCUCGCGAGCACACUCAAGCAGAGUAACAGCCGCUUCGUUGCUGUCAGUGUCGAUUACGAAGUCGGCAGCGAAGGCGACGGCUGGGUCCAUGUGGCCAUCAUCGACCCCGAGGUCGGCAUACCCAUCGACGCGAUCGAUGGAGCUGCCGGGUACGGCAAUACGGGACCCAGUACGCACACUGGCCUGGCGCUCAACCUCGCCAAAGAGAUCAUUGCGCUGCAUGGCGGCGCAAUCACAGCUAGGUCGGGCACCAAGCAGAGCCUCGACAGCGCGAGCUACAACAUCCGCCUGCCGCUUGGUGGGGCAGAUCGAGACGACAUCAGCACGCCCAUGGGAGGUACUGCGCCGUUUGGCGCAUACACCCGGCAAGCGGCCGCUGAGGUGGUGGAAGCUGCACGUGGCUCGGACCAGUACAGCCAGACGGACGAGUCGUCGAGCAUUGCAUCGGCAUCCAGCCAUUCGCACCGAGAUGUUUCAAGCAGAGCAUCCGUGUCGAACCGCUCGCAACGGUCCAAUCGAUCGCAGUCCCAGCCACGUAUUAGUACUGGCAAGCGACCUGGUCUCGAGCGCCGCUUGGCCGAGAGCAGCAUCGACACAUCAAGAAGCCUCGCGCUCGACGAGGUUAGACAGCAGCAAGAGCUGCUCGCGGGCUGCAUCAGCCACGAGUUUGGCACGCCAGUCAAUGCCAUUCUGCAGUGCUCGUCGCUGGUCAAGGACAACCUCGUCGCGUUGAGAGAGCACCUCGCGGCACAGGCACAGCACGGUAUCCCGCCCCAUCUCGUCAAGCAGAUCAAUGACAACGUCGCGGCGAUAGAGAGCAUCUACCAGUGCUGCCUUGUGCAGGAGCGCGUUGUCGGUGAUGUGCAGUUCAUUGCGCAGACACGCCUCGAGGACCUCACACUCCAGCUUGUCCCUGUCAGUGUCCGUGACGUUGUGCAGAAGGCAGUCAACGUGUUUGCUGCCGAGGCGCAGGCGAAGAACAUCGACAUACAGGUCGUCUUCGGGCCGACGCUGGACGCAAUGGCGCUGGCGGUGGUCAAGACUGACCCGGUGCGCAUCUCGCAGGUCGUCAGCAACAUUAUCGCCAACGUGCUCCGCCAGCCGACGUCGUCGAAUACCAAGGUCGUCUCGCUCACGGUCGACGCGGCGCUCGACCCGCCCGAGACGCCCGAGUCGUGCUCGCUGCCCCGCACCGCGCAUGCCGCCGUCUCCAGCUACAACGACCGGCGAGAGAGCCAACGAGGAUUCGCGCCCCUCGUCACCCCGAUGCUCGAGGACACCGGCGUGUACAUUUACUUUACCUGUGUCGAGACGGACGCCGUGGAUCCGAUGGCACGGCGGUCGAGCGAAGCGACAGCAACGGUGCGCGGGGCGGGCUUGAGCCUAUACAUCUCAAAGAAGGUUACAGAGCUUCUUGGAGGGCGAAUGGAGGUCACAACGACAGCAGUGGGGUCGGAAACUCGCUUCUUCAUCGAGGCGCGCGCGGCCGACCCAUCCAACCCGUUCGGCACGCACCCCAGCAGUCCCGCAACGUCGCGCUCCGUGUCGCCGGAGGUCGCCACCACGUCGUCGUCGCUGCCUCUGCACGUCCUCAUCGUCGAGGAUAGCCUGAUCAGCCAGACGAUUCUCAAGCGUCAGAUGGCCAAGGCCGGGUUCGUCUGCGACAUUGCCAACAAUGGCGUCGAGGCGCUGGACGCACUCGGCAUCAACGUCGCCACAAGUAGCGGGCCGUCGCCGCCCGAGUCGAGCGCAGGGUCAAUCCGCUCCCCGCUCAAGACGUACCGCCGCCCUUCGUGGCCCCAGCAGAACCUGUACCGACACCGCAAGUCGGCGCACUCGAGCCCCGGGUUGACGAGCGCGAGCAGCAGCCAGGUGCCGUCUCCUCCCUCGCUCGACACGGGGACGGACACGGGCUCGAGCAGCCAGACGACGCCCUCGCUGCCCUCGGCGUCGGAGCACGGCCGGAGCAGGUACGACGUCGUGCUGAUGGACCUCGAGAUGCCCGUCAUGGACGGGCUCACGGCCAUCCGGCACCUGCGCGCGCACGAGGACGGCAUGGGAUGCGACCGCCAGCUCGUCAUGGCGCUGACUAGCAACGCACGGCAGGCGCAGAUUGACGCCGCGCUCGCGGCGGGCAUGGACGAGGUAAUUGUCAAGCCGUACCGCUUCCCGCGGCUGGUCAAGGCCGUCCAUCUCGCCGUCGACCGCGCCGAGCGGGGUGAGUGGGGUGCGCAGAGGUGA